AAACUAAUUUCCGUCAGAUUCAGUCAGCCGUGACUCGACAGGACUUUGCUAUUUCAAUCUGAUUUACCUUUGAAUGUCUCAGGCGUGAGGAGAGGUCCGGCUUCAGGAGCAGAGCACGAGGAGAUGAAUGGGGGGACAGCAGAACCACGAGGAGAGGAUGAUGAUGAGGAGGAGGAGCCUCCUGCUGAAGACACCAAGACCACCAAAAAGAGACGCCCUCCCCCCAAACUCGUGCACAAAUGUUUGGUAUGCAGCCGCAUGUUCUGCCGGCCCUCUCGGCUGGCGGAUCACAUGACCAUGCACACCGGGGAGAAACCGCACGGCUGCUCCGUGUGCGGGAGGAGUUUCGCCAAUAAGACCAGCCUCGCUCAUCACAAGCGCGUUCACACCGGGGAGAAGCCGUACUCCUGCGAUGAAUGCGACGCCUGCUUCCGCUUGUACGGCUGCCUGGCGCGCCACCGGAUGCAGCACAGCGGGGAGCGCCCGCACCGCUGCUCCACCUGCGGCCACGGCUUCUUCCGCCGCCGGUACCUCCUGGAGCACGAGCGCACGCACACCGGAGAGAGGCCUUUCUGCUGCACGCUCUGCCCCAAGACCUACCCUUCCCGGGCGUCGCUCAAAGAGCACCAGUGGCAACACAGAGAGGGCAGCAGCUGCUCCGUCUGCGGGAAGGACUUCCCCACAGCCGGCGCCCUCCGCAAGCACCUGAGGGUGCACGCCACCAAUUACACUAAAACACACCAAUGCACGCUCUGCAGCCGCAGCUUCAGCAGACCCUGCCUGCUGAGGAAACACCUGCUGACUCACGACCUUCAGACUCACGACCUUCAGACUCACGACCUUCAGACACACGACCUUCAGACAUCACAGACCUGCAGACACAUGACCGUCAGACUCACGACCUGCAGACACACGACCUUCAGACACACGACCUUCAGACACACGACCUGCAGACACAUGACCUUCAGGAGGCAGAGGUCAUCCCAGCUGCAGCCAGCAACGUGAGUCACAGCUUUAAA
Molecule: messenger RNA, 1019 nt
Organism: Notothenia coriiceps (black rockcod)
Lineage: Eukaryota; Metazoa; Chordata; Actinopteri; Perciformes; Nototheniidae
Product: oocyte zinc finger protein XlCOF19-like
Exons: 2
Coding region: 124-1005 (293 amino acids)
Biological process (GO): regulation of transcription by RNA polymerase II
Cellular component (GO): nucleus
Molecular function (GO): RNA polymerase II transcription regulatory region sequence-specific DNA binding; DNA-binding transcription factor activity, RNA polymerase II-specific
Source: RefSeq, a predicted model, not a curated record